Magnolia sinica is the source of this 1749-nucleotide messenger RNA. RefSeq names its product COP9 signalosome complex subunit 4. NCBI's taxonomy places the organism in Eukaryota, Viridiplantae, Streptophyta, Magnoliopsida, Magnoliales, Magnoliaceae. The coding region runs from base 180 to 1367 and encodes 395 amino acids. Gene Ontology annotation, cellular component: COP9 signalosome; cytosol. The transcript has 14 exons. The record is from RefSeq and is a predicted model, not a curated record.
CUAGCAAUUUGCAUACUCGCAUCUUCAAAACAGAACACUAAUAAGAACUGGGAGAGGGAGAGGGAGAGAGAGAGGAACUGAGAGAGAGAGAGAGAGAGAGAGGAACUGCGCAAACCUCUCUUUCUUCUCCAAAACUAGGGUUUCAGAUCCCAAAACGAAAAGGCAAAGCAGCAGCAGUAAUGGAGAGUGCACUGGCUAGCGCCGCAUCGAUCACAGACCAAAGGCAAAAGAUCGAACAGUACAAGCUCAUCCUCUCCUCUGUCCUUGCUUCCAAUGACAUCAGUCAACCCAAGAAAUUCAUCGACCACAUGGUGUCGGACGACGUUCCUUUGGUGGUCUCACGGCAGCUGCUACAGACGUUCGCUCAGGAAUUGGGAAGGCUGGAGCCUGACACGCAAAAGGAGAUUGCCCAUUAUGCCCUAGCUCAGAUUCAGCCCCGAGUUGUUUCGUUUGAAGAACAGGUGUUAGUCAUCCGAGAGAAGCUUGCUGAGCUGUAUGAAUCCGAGCAACAAUGGUCAAAAGCAGCACAGAUGCUUAGUGGCAUUGAUCUAGACUCAGGAAUCAGAAUGAUGGAUGAGACGUACAAACUGUCCAAAUGCGUCCAAAUCGCACGCCUCUACCUCGAGGAUGAUGAUGCUGUAAAUGCAGAAGUUUUCAUCAAUAAAGCUUCGUUUUUGGUGAGCAAUAGUCAGCAAGAAGUAUUGAAUUUACAAUACAAGGUUUGUUAUGCAAGGAUCUUAGACUUAAAGCGGAAGUUUCUGGAAGCUGCACUUCGUUACUAUGACAUUUCUCAGAUUGAGAAGCGGCAAAUUGGAGAUGAGUUGAUCGAUGAGGAUGCACUGGCUCUUAGUGCUGCUGUGACCUGUACAAUUUUGGCCGCUGCUGGUCCCCAACGUUCCCGUGUUCUUGCCACCUUGUAUAAGGAUGAAAGGUGCUCCAAAUUGAAGAUUUACCCGAUAUUGCAAAAGGUGUAUCUGGAGAGGAUUUUGCGUAAACCAGAAAUUGACGCAUUUGCCGAAGAGCUAAGAGCACACCAGAAAGCUCUUUUACCAGAUAAUUUCACCGUGCUGGAUCGUGCCAUGAUUGAACAUAAUCUUUUGAGUGCAAGUAAACUUUAUACAAACAUAAGCUUUGAAGAACUAGGAACUUUACUUGGUAUUGCUCCGCAAAAGGCUGAGAAGAUAGCUUCGAGAAUGAUUUAUGAAGAUAGAAUGAGAGGAUCCAUUGAUCAGGUUGAGGCAGUCAUACAUUUUGAGGAUGACACGGAAGAGCUGCAACAGUGGGAUCAGCAGAUUGUGGGGCUUUGCCAAGCUCUUAAUGAUGUUCUUGACAGUAUGGCGAAAAAGGGCCUUGCUGUUCCAGUCUAGAAACUGCAUCAGUGGCAAUCCCUUAUUUUUUUGGUGGGGGGGUAUAUAGGUACAGAAAUGGUGUUCAUAUUUCUGGAUGAUUUUGUUAAUGUAAUAGCGUCACCUUUGGUUGGUAGAUUGGUCCUCAAGCUAAUGGGCGUUAAGAGUUGUAAUUCUUUAUUUUAUUUUUGAGUCCUAUGGCUGGGAGAUCUCUGAGGGACCUUGUACCAGGGUGUGGGUGGGCUAUCCUGUAGUGAUGAACUUCCAGGGACAGCAUGCUUGGUGACAAUUUGGUAACAAGUCUACGAGGGUUGGACAGGCUGAAAAUCAAGGCUCGCAAAUUAAAUGGGAUGGGGAUGUUGCAUUUUUAUUGCAAGAUCUGAUGACUAUGUUUUGACCCGAA